Carassius gibelio (silver crucian carp) is the source of this 1755-nucleotide messenger RNA. RefSeq names its product ring finger protein 207a (gene rnf207a). Lineage: Eukaryota; Metazoa; Chordata; Actinopteri; Cypriniformes; Cyprinidae. The transcript has 7 exons. Gene Ontology annotation, molecular function: Hsp70 protein binding; transmembrane transporter binding. Gene Ontology annotation, cellular component: perinuclear region of cytoplasm. The record is from RefSeq and is a predicted model, not a curated record. Bases 234 to 887 code for a protein of 217 amino acids. Gene Ontology annotation, biological process: regulation of cardiac muscle contraction; regulation of heart looping.
UCAUACAAAGGUGCUAGGCCAUUGGGAGCACUUUGUUCCUAUGCAGCUGAUGUCACCGCUGAUGCCAGCAUUUUAAAUUGGUAAAAGUUUGGGGUGGGACACUUGUCACUUAGGCACGGAGAACAUACAGUGUCCAGACUCACUUGUGGGACUUGGACCGACACGGUACGUGUAACUAGGAAAGAGAGAUUGAAGGAGCUUUGAAACAAAGGCGGUCUCCUUCUGUCAGUGAAAUGCCUUUUGGCCACAGACCCACCUUUAACCGAAACAUUUGCACCAAGGUGCUGCUGGCUGAGGGCAGAGAGUCACCCUUCACUGAACACUGCCGCAAUUUUGAGAAGAGCUACAGGACAGAGGUCCAGAGGCUGAAGGACGAGGUUCAGGAGAUGCACAGAGACCUGACAAAACAUCACUCUCUCAUCAACACAGACACUAUGGAUGAGAUCCUGGAAAGGUCUCUACUCAUUGACGAACAGAUUGCAUCUCAGUACUCUGCUGUGAAGAUGUGGGAUGUGACCUUUCAAAGAGUAACCAAUGAGCAAGAGAUCUAUGAAGCACAGCUCCAUGACCUUCUGCAGCUGAAGCAAGAAAACUCUUACUUGACAACCAUUGCACGACAAAUUGGACCCUACAUCUUAUCCAUAGCCAAAGUAAAAGAGCGUCUGGAACCCAGGUUUCAAAAGCCUGAGAAUUACUGCAUGGACACUGUAGUGAAGAUAUGUGAGGACAGUGCAAUGACUACAGAACAAAACGGCUGCAAUGAGAAGAGUUGCUUAGCAGGCUAUGAUCGAGACUCUGACACAGACAACUCUCUCAUUCUGCCGCCUAGUGAGAUGCUACUAAAGAGCAGUGACUUCUGCUGGCAAAGAAAGCAGAUAAAUAUUUGAAAGGCCUCUUGCGGCCAAGAGCUGCCUGUAUAGAGCUUGUCUGGAUGAUAGUGAACACCGACUGCAAAUGUGGCAUGUGCUUUCAAGCAUGUGCUGGAUGUCAACACAUGAACAUGGGAUAAUUAAGAAGGACAUGAAUGGAAUAUUAAUAGCGUUUUACGUGUGUCAAAUCAAAUGGAACCUAGAUAUAAACCAGCUGGAUAGGAUGGCACAUAAAAGACUGGUGAAUUGUGAUUUGUAUUUAUUUAUUUAUUUUUUGGGGUCCUGUGCAUGUAGCAGAGUUGUUAUCAUUUACUAAAUAGUAAACUAUAAUCAAAACUUAUUAAUUGUUGUCAGUAAUUCAAAUAAAGAUGAAAUAGAAUAUAAAUAUUAGAUAAAAAUGUAAGGGAAAAAAAUUAAACAAACUCAAAACGUACAAGAAAAUGUGUAAUAUAUAAAUAAAUAACCUGAAUACAUAAGACAGGGUACUUACUGAAGCUAAAACAGAAAAUAAAAAUAAAUUAAUUCUAAAUAUAAAUAUUAAAAUUUGUUUCAGUGAAGAAUUCUUAAAAAAAUCAAUUAAUCGCUAUAUGUGAUAAAGCCAUAUGUUUUUUUUUAUUAGUUCUUUUAUGUGUGCUGUCAAAUAAAUACUGGUUGUAGGUGCUGAACAGCCUUUCUGAGCAAAAGCUGAUUUAAAAAAAAUCGAUUUAAAAGGAUUUGUUUAUGCCUCAUACCAACUGGAUGCUCAUAAAAAUAUUUAUACAUUCAGAGGAAUAUUAGAGAAUUAUUGGAAAAUUAUCACCAAUAUUACCAAUAUUUACCAAUUAGAUUAUACAUUUAAAAAAGAGGGUGUUUUUUUUUUUUUGUGCACUAAAGCCAUUACGUUUCU